Aspergillus udagawae is the source of this 411-nucleotide messenger RNA. RefSeq lists its product as uncharacterized. The record is from RefSeq and is a predicted model, not a curated record. Gene Ontology annotation, cellular component: mitochondrial matrix. Gene Ontology annotation, biological process: mitochondrial respiratory chain complex IV assembly. NCBI's taxonomy places the organism in Eukaryota, Fungi, Ascomycota, Eurotiomycetes, Eurotiales, Aspergillaceae. The transcript has a single exon. Bases 1 to 411 code for a protein of 136 amino acids.
AUGUCGCUCUUUGCAGCGACACUCCUCGCAUCGCUCUUUGUCGUUGGCAUGCCGCAUGUCUUCCCAUGCCCCGCUCCGCGUCGUACGCUGGCGGAUUCCGAAAUGAUUGUGACCGCCGAUGGACAACAAUUACAGAGAAUUCGAAGAAAGAGAAGGAAAGACCCAAACAUGCUCGAACAAGAUGGAGCUUCAAUACACCAAGCAAGGCCCCAGUCUUCAGACGAGGAGGUGUCGACAUUCUUACAAAUGGAGGAGGAAGCAGAACGUCUGGCCAAUACAGGGAGGGAAUGCCCUGUUCCUAAGCCCAAGGGCGUUUUGGGACAAUUGUUAGGAUUUCCAACUGCUGAGGGACAGCAGAAACAGCGGACUCUCGGGACUGAGUCGGUGGCCUCCCCAAACCAAGGAGGCUGA